Molecule: messenger RNA, 2778 nt
Organism: Condylura cristata (star-nosed mole)
Lineage: Eukaryota; Metazoa; Chordata; Mammalia; Eulipotyphla; Talpidae
Gene: RBM38
Product: RNA binding motif protein 38
Exons: 11
Coding region: 1-2778 (925 amino acids)
Source: RefSeq, a predicted model, not a curated record
AUGGGCGGCUACCGCCGCCCCACCGCGCAGGUGCAGUGGGAGACAUUGAAAGUGGCAGUGGACAAGGGCCGCGUGCUGUCGGGUGAAACCCGCAGAGGUUUCCUGUGGCUGGCGACGGCCGGCCCCGUCUUGGCUGGCCGCAGGGGCGGCUCCUUUUGCGAGGGACUCUCCCGCUGCGGGGGAAGCACCUGCCAUGGAGGCCGGCUCCUGGAGGAGGCCAGUCGAGCUCUGACGGGUCUGGCUGGCCUCCCGCUGGGGUCAGGGAGGAAGGACAUGAGGGAGCGAGGCCGCCCUGGCCCAGCCCUGCUCACGCCUCCAUCUUGGACCUCCGGCCUCCAGGACGUCCUUUCCCGCCAGUCCCCGUCUGGACCCAGCUGCCGGCGACGGUGCUCCGGUGGCCGCUUGUCCGCAGCGGUGACCAUGGCAGACCGGGCGGCAGCUGAGAGGGCUUGCAAAGACCCGAACCCCAACAUCGACGGCCGCAAGGCCAACGUGAACCUGGCUUAUCUGGGUGCCAAGCCGCGGAACCUCCAGACGGGCUUUGCUGUCGGUGUGCAGCCCCUGCACCCCACCUUGAUCCAGCGGCCUUACGGCGGAGCCCCGGCCCGGGCCCUGGACCCGUCUGGAGCUGUGCGCGCGUGUGCGUCCAUAGACACAGCCGGCUGUGGGAACCAGGCCGGGCAGCCACCAGUGACCGCGCCCGCCUGCCCUCCCGUGGCCGUGUGGACGCCGGUGGGCAGCAGGGUGCCAGCCCGGCCUGGCCUGAGAGGGAGCCCCAGGGUGGGCGGGAGGGUCCGAGCGUCCUCGGCCCCAGUGUCCCGGCAAGUGUUUGUGGAUACCGGUCUUCCUGGGUUCUUCCCCUUGGGGGUGCAGGCCAACCCUGAGGAGGCUGCUCCUCCUCUCCCGCCUGGCUCUGCUCCAGGGUCCUGCAGGGCGGGGGGCAGCGGCGCAGCCCCCCCCGCCCCCCAGUCCACAGCGCACCUGGGGCUCACUGCCAGCUGCCGGGCGGGGUUCAAGCCCUCGCGCCGCCCCUUCCCGACUGCCUCCACCUCGACCAGGCCCACCCCCGUGCCCGCAUCUGGACAGUGGGACGAGAACCCUGACCACGGCGGGGCGCACGGCAGCCCUGCAGGCGGCACAGCUCCGCCCCCCGCCGUGGAAGGGGAGACAGGCCGGGGAAGGUCGGGAGGUCAGCGGCCUGGCUCCGGGCCCUGCGUGCUCCCCCCUGUGCCCUGGUGGUCCCCGGAGGGCCACCCCGUGCGGGUCAUUGCAGACAGCCACGGGCUUACCUCCGCGUGCUCCGGCUUCGGGCAACAGUGUUUUGUAACCGGACCCGCGGCGGCCACCCAAUCCUGCAACCAUGACGAGGCGGCUGUGGCUUGCCAGCGGCUGGGACCCAGGCAGGGGCGAGGAGCCCGAGGGCCUGCCCGGCCCUCCAGCCGGGGCGCCCGAAGCCUGCAGGGCCGCCCAGGGUGGCGGCCGGCUCGCUCGGUGCCGGGCAAGCCCUGGCCCCCUCGGUGCCCAGCUGCAGAGCGUCGCUCCAGCUCGUUCACUGGUUCCUGGGAAUGUGACCCGGUGACGCGGGUCCUGGCGCCGUCCCGUCGCACGGCAGAGCCGGCCAGGUCCGCGACUGGACCGGAGACACGGCAGACACGCAAGCAGGUGCUGCUCAGCCCCAAGGACAAGCGGGGCCCGGCAGCAGGAGGCAGCGCAAAGGCCCUGGGGCGGGCUCAGCACAGUGUGAUGGUGAGGGAGACCCUGAGCCUGGAGCAGGGGAUACGGCCCCGGGGGGGGGCUCGCGUGUGCUUGGGGGCCUUGCGGGUGUCAGGCUCGGCCGAGGCCAGCGGGGAGGCCAGGCCCGCACGGCACGAGCGGAGUCAGCUGCGGCCCGACUCUCAGAGAAGCAAUGAAGUCACUGUGUUCUGGGGGCUCCGUGAGGGUCAGCCCCGGGGUGGGGGCGGCCAGGCUCCCGGGCCUGCAUUCCGGGCUGCGCGACCUGACCAGGCCCUGGCCGGCCCCGAGGCCCGGCAGCUCCGGCCGCCUCCCAGCGGCUCCUGUGUCACGGGGCGUGGCAGGGCUGGGCUGCCCCUGCAGCUGAUGGUGCCAGCCGAGCGCCAGCCCUGGCGGGCCCCUGCCAAGCGCAGCGGUGACCUCAGAGCAGCAGCCCCGAGCUCGCGGGGCGGGCUCCGUGGCAGCCUCCCUGACCUCCCGGCCACCCCGUGGGGCCACGGCUCUCUCAGGCCUCAUCUGCCAAAGAGGCCGGGAGACAAGCUCAGAGAGAUCUCGGAUGCCAGCGGGGUCACCCCGAUAAGCCCAAGGACGGGCGAAAGUUGGCGCGAGGAGGUGUUUGUCGCAGCCGGCGGCCCCACGCAGCUCGGGCCCCCGACGUGCCAAGGGCACGCGCACCGGCUGGAGGGAGCCCGCUCUGCCCGGUGCUGCACAGAGUCCCGGCCCGGGCUCCGGCUGUCGCCCCCCGCUGCCGGGGCUGGCUGUGGCCGCCGUGCCAGUCGCUCAGUCUCCCGCCUCGUCCACGCCCCCAGCCGGUCACCUGGUGCUGCCGACGCCAGCGUGGGCCGAGCUGCUGACCCGGCGGCUGAAGCCCUGGGGGCCGGCGGCUGCGGCGGCUGCUGCUUGCUCAUUCAACCCUCCCACGAGCUGGAGCGGGGCGGGAUGCAGCCGCUGUCCACACGUGAGGACGCUGAGCCGGACCGAGGGCCACGCCCCAGCAGGGGGCAUUUUACCCCCGACCUGCCCCAGCCGCGAAACAUGCCGUGUUGA